CUAGCGGGGGCGGCAGUGAGUUUUGGCGGUGUGUUGCGGCGGUAGUUGCUGUUGGCAGGCUGCGCUCUGUAAUUCCACUGAUUUUGGUGUUUUUUGGGGUGAAAGUGUUGGAUUUGAGGGCUGAGCUGAAGACCAGAACAAAGCUAGCAGAGCUUUAAAUUAAACUCAGGAUGGACAUAGACGUGAAGAAGCUGAAGGUAAAUGAGCUGAAGGAGGAGCUGCAGAAGAGGGGUCUGGACGCUCGGGGGCUGAAGGCAGAUCUGGUGGAGAGGCUGAGGGCUGCUCUGGAGGCUGAAGCUGCUGCAGAGGCUGAGGAGGAGGAGGAAGAGGAAGCAGAUGAGGAUGAAGAAGAGCAGGCUGAAGAGCAGGCUAAAGCAGGUGUUGAAGAUGCAGGUGUUGAAGAUGCAGGUGUUGAAGAUGCAGGUGUUGAAGAUGCAGGUGAUGAAGAUGCAGGUGAUGAAGAUGCAGGUGAUGAAGAUGAUCCUCAGCAGGCAGAGCUGGAGGAAGAGAGCACUCAGACUGAGAAACCCGAGGUUAAAGUGGAGGAUCACGCUGUACCUGACAUCCCUGUAGACGUUAAUAUGACCAAAACAGAGACGACUGAGGAAAGUGAAGCCCAGCCUGAGUCAGAACUGGUCUGUAAAGAAGAAGAAGACGAGCAGCCUGUAGAUGUGAAGAAGGAGGAUGAAGAAAAGCCAGAGGAACAGCAGGAGAAACGCCCACCUGAAACAUCAGAGACGAGUUCAAAGCACAAGUCCCAGCAGGACAGCGGAGGACAUCACGGCCGCAAGAGGAACUACGACCAGAGCCAAGGCCACGGCUACUACGAGCACCGGGAGGACAAGAGGUCCCGCUCUCCUCAGCCCCCCGCCGAUGAGGAGGAGGAAGAUUUUGAUGACACGCUCGUAGCUCUCGACACCUAUAACUGUGACCUGCACUUUAAAGUCUCCCGGAGUCGAUACGGCGGCUAUCCUCUGACUAUCGAAGGUUUUGCGUAUCUGUGGUCCGGAGCGCGAGCCUCGUACGGCGUGAGCAAGGGUCGGGUCUGCUUCGAGAUGAAGAUAACAGAGGAGAUCUCAGUGAAGCAUCUUCCCAGCAGUGAACCUGACCCACAUGUGGUGCGAGUGGGCUGGUCUCUGGACUCCUGCAGCACACAGCUUGGAGAGGAAGCUUUCUCGUACGGUUAUGGUGGAACAGCCAAAAAGUCCUGCAACUGUAAGUUUGAGGAUUACGGGGAGAAAUUUGCUGAAAAUGACAUCAUCGGAUGCUACAUCGACUUUGAGAGCAGUGAGGAGGUGGAAAUCGCGUUCUCUAAGAACGGGAAGUGGUUGGACGUGGCGUACCGGGUGUGUAAGGAGGAACUGGCCGGUCGAGCUCUGUUCCCUCACGUUUUGGUGAAGAACUGCGCUGUGGAGUUUAACUUCGGCCAGAAGGAGGAGCCGUUUUACCCCGUGAGAGAGGGAUACACCUUCAUACACGACGUUAAAAUCCAGGACCGGAACAGAGGCACUGUGGGUCCUGAGAACAAGGCCGACUGCGAGAUCCUGAUGAUGGUCGGUCUGCCGGCAUGUGGAAAAACCACCUGGGCCAACAAACACGCCGAGAAGAACCCGGAGAAGAAGUACAACAUCCUCGGAACCAAUGCCAUCAUGGAGAAAAUGAAGGUGAUGGGUCUGCGUCGUCAGAAGAACUACGCCGGCCGCUGGGACGUCCUGAUCCAGCAGGCCACCCUGUGUCUGAACCGGCUGAUCCAGAUCGCCGCCCGCAAGAAGCGCAACUACAUCCUGGACCAGACAAAUGUAUAUGGAUCAGCCCAGAGACGAAAAAUGCGUCCUUUUGAAGGGUUUCAACGCAAGGCUAUUGUAAUUUGUCCCACGGACGAGGAUUUAAAAGAGCGAGCGUUAAAGCAAACUGAUGUGGAAGGGAAGGAUGUGCCCGAUCAUGCUGUUUUAGAAAUGAAAGCGAACUUCGUGCUGCCGGAGGUCGGCGAGUUCCUGGACGGCGUGACGUUCGUUGAGCUGCAGAAAGACGAAGCUGGGAAGCUGGUGAAGCAGUAUAAUGAAGAGGGGCGUAAGGCUGGACCCCCGCCUGAAAAGCGCUUCGAUAACCGGCAGCCAGGCUUCCGUAGUGGCAGCAGCAGUGGAGGGAGUGGCGGCGGUGGUGGUGGUGGCGGUGGCAGCUACCAGCGUUAUGACAAUCGUGUAGGCCAACGAGGCGGCUAUCAAAACCGUGGCAGCUCAGGAGGAGGAGGAGGAGGAGGAGGAUACAGAGGAGGUUAUAAUCGCGGCGGAUACAAUCAAAACCGCUGGGGUGGGAAUUACAGAGAUAGCGGCUCCAGAGGAGGAGGAUAUAACCGUAACCAGAACUCUGGAGGAGGAUACGGCGGCGGCCGCCAGAGCUCCUACAACAAGGACGGAUACGGACAGAGCUACAACCAGAGCAGCUACAACCAGAGCAGCUACAACCCGAGCUACAACUACGGGAACUACAGCCAGUACCCAGGAUAUGGGCAGGGAUCUGGCGACAGCCACGCCUCAGGACAAUCAUACAACCAGCAGCAGAGCUAUAAUCAGCAGUACCAGCAGUACGCCCAGCAGUGGCAGGAGUACUACCAGAACCAGAGCCAGUGGAACCAGUACUACAGCCAGUAUGGCAACUACUCUGGUCAGCAGGGCUCCCAGUAAAGAGUGUGUGUGUGUGUUUAACUGUAGUCCUACAUCUCAUCCUGCCAUAUGUACACACACACACACACACACACACACACACACGGACGUAGACGUAAGCAUGUAUACUCCAUUAUGCAUUUUUUUUUCUGCAUUUACAUUAUUUUGUAUUCCGUCUUACCAUAGAAAUGUUCUAACCUGCUGAAAAAAACACUGAGUUCUUUUACAUACACUUCAUAAUCUGAUUAUAAUCAGAUCACUAAAGUACUGCACUUAUCAGAUUAUCAGAUUAUUCACAUAUCGGUUACAUAAACAUACUACUUCAAUUUCUCAGAUCGUAGUGAGGCCUAUGAAUCUGAUUGAGAAAUCUGAUUAAGAAAUCUGAUAUAAAAAGAGCUGUAUUUGAGCUUUGUAAUCAGAUUUCUCAAUGCAUAUAUAUACUCUUAACCGGAGUAUUCUGCAAUUUCUCAGUCUGUGCAUGAGUGGAUAACAUAUGGAUAUCAGAUCCAAAUAAAUCUGAUAUCAGAGAAGUAAAGAUAAAAUCUGAUAAAGAGAGCUUUACUCUACUGUUUAGCUCAGUAAUCCGAUUUCUGUGCAUUUCUUUGAUUUAACAGACCAGAGUAAGGGCUUAAAAUCUGAUUAAGAAAUCCGAUCUGGAUAGAGACAGCUGUAUUUUAGUUCUGUGAUCAGAUUUCUGAUUUCUGAGUCAGAGCAUGUAUACUUUUAAAUUAAACUUAAAUUCUCAGUCUGUGCAUUAGUGAAAACAGACAGUGAACAUGGAAGAGAUUCAAUUUCCCAGCAUAUCAGAUAUCAAUAUCAGAUUCAGAAGAUCGGAUAUUAGAGAGGUAAAUGACCAGUCUAGCCUGAAAUAUCACAAAAUCGAUAGUAGCAGAAAUCUGAUAAAGCUGUAGUUUAGCUCUUGUAAUCAGAUUUAUUAGAUUAGAAUAAGAUAUAUAAAUCUGAUUAGGAAAUCUGAUAAAGAGGGCUGUAUUUUAGCUCAGUAAUCAGAUUUCUGUGCAUUUCUUUGAUUUAUCAGAUCAAAGUAAGGUCUUUAAAUCUGAUUAUGAAAUCCGAUCUGCACAGAGAUAAUCAGUAAUCAGAUUUCUCAGAUCAGAGUAAGAUACAUAAAUUUGAUUCAAAAUUUUGAUCAACAGAGCUAGAUUUAAUCUUAGAAAUUAGAUUUCUCAGAUAAGAGUAAGAUAUAUGAACCUGAUUAGGAAAUCUCAUAAAAAUAGCUGUGUUUUAGGACAGUAAUCAGAUUUUUCAGGUCAAAGUAAGACAUAUAAAUCUGAUUAAGAAAUCUGAUGACGAAAGCUAUAUUUGAUAUCUGUAAUCCAAUUUCUCAGAUCGGCGUAAGGUACUUAAAUCUCAUUUUAAAAAUCUGAUGAGAGCUAGAUUUGAUCUCAGUAAUCCGAUUUCUCAAAUUGGCGUAAGAUAUAUAAAUCUGAUUUAAAAUUCUGAUGAAGACAGCUGUAUUAUAGCUCUGUAAUUAGAUAACUUAAAUUACCUUAAGAUAUAUAAACCUGAUUAGGAAAUAUGAUGAUGAGAGCUGUAUUUUAGCUCAGUAAUCAGAUUUAGCAGAUCAGAGUAAGAUACAUAAAUCUGAUUAGAAAUCUGAUAAAGAAAUCUGGGUUUGAUCUCAAUAAUCAAGGAUUUCUCAGGUGCAUGUAAACUCUUAACUCUCAGAAGUUCUGUUUUUACGUAAAGUUUUAUUUCAUGCCCUAUUCCUUGAGUUUAUUGGCUGGUUACAAAACAAAAAUCUGAUUAUUGUCUGACUAUUGAGUUUCCCUGUUAUCUGAUUACCCAAGUAAAACUAAUGAAAACCAAUGUGUUUAAUCUGAUUACAGAUUACAAACUCUUACUAAUGUUCUGCUGUAAUCAGAUUAUGAAGUUAUUAUGUAAACCCACUCAGUGAUCAGAUUUAAUCAGAUUCUGCACUGUGUUUAAUAUAUGUAUGCAUCAAGGUUCUGUUCUGCACAGUACAUUUUACACAGUGUAGAACACUAUAAAUGUUCUGGAGAAAUGACGACUGAUUUUUUUUUUAUGUGUUAAAAGUUAAUUUAACAAAUUUAAUUCAUUAUAACUGACUAUAAAAAUAAAAAUAGUAAUAAUUGUGCCCUUCUAUUUUUAUGUUUAAAUCGGGGCAGAAUAAAGCAUGUUUUCUUGAAAUAUGUUCUAAUUUUGUUAUUGCUUAUCAGGUAUGAAAGAUUGUAAAAUUACAUUUUUGAAGAAACGUAAUAAUAAUUAUUGUAAUAAUAUUAAAAGUUAUAACUAUUUUGAAAAUAUUUUGUGACAAGUUUUAUUUUACAAAAUGUAAUAGAACAGAUUUUACAAAAAAUUCUCACGCUCUUAAAAACUUGUAUCUUUAUUUUUGUCACUUUUUGAUGUCUGAAUCUGGAAUUUGAAAAUGUUCUUUGCAUUGUGUCAAAGAUGUAUGAUGAACAAACCAAUAGAAAUGCUCUAAAAUAACUUUUAGAGCAUUGAAUUUCAUUAAAAAUUAAAAGUUAAAAAGGGUUUUUUCCUUCUGUUAUAAAGUUGCCUUUUUGGAGAUACAAGUUUUUUGCGUGACAGUAAAGGAGAAAUGUUAAUAUUUUUGGUUUGCUUAAUUUUUGUCAAUUUUUAUUUCUGUUUUUUAAAUUUAAAAGUGCUUAAAAGACUUAAAAGGUUCUGAUCUUUGUGUUUGUACAGUCUGGUUGGAUUUUUUUUUUUUUUCAGUUUUUGAGAAUAAAUUCUCAUAAUACUUGAA
Astyanax mexicanus (Mexican tetra) is the source of this 5409-nucleotide messenger RNA. It is a transcript of the gene hnrnpul1, whose product is annotated as heterogeneous nuclear ribonucleoprotein U-like 1. Gene Ontology annotation, cellular component: nucleus. Gene Ontology annotation, molecular function: protein binding; DNA binding. NCBI's taxonomy places the organism in Eukaryota, Metazoa, Chordata, Actinopteri, Characiformes, Acestrorhamphidae. The transcript has 16 exons. Bases 171 to 2684 code for a protein of 837 amino acids. The record is from RefSeq and is a predicted model, not a curated record.